AUGUUGCACCCUCGGUCGAGGCGUCAAAACACAUCGGACUGUGCGACUAAGUUCAUGGAUCACCGUGAAACCUGGUCGCCAUCAUCCUAUAGGCGGCCAUCGUUCACCACCACCGACAAUCUGCUUCUUCACCACUAUUCAUGGGGUUUACUUCGUCAACAAUGCUCACCAUCCCCACCAGCUCCCACCCUAGAAAGUGAAGAUGAGGAUGCAUUGAAGGGGUUGUCAGGGAGCUUCAUUACUUUAAAAGUAUCCUACCGUUCGCUUUUUCUCCUUCACCAUUACCCUCCUUCUCCACUCCUCCACCGUGACCACCAUCUACACCAACACAUCCACCUUUAUAACCCCAUUCCACAUUAUACCACAUGCGGAUUAACCCAACAUCAUACCCACCAUGUUCAUCACUCAGCCUUCUUCCACUCCAUAACCACCUCCCUCAGCCAGUCUCUACUACAUCCUACACAACCCACCAAAUCAACCAUAAAUCACCACCAAAAACACUCCUUAACUUUCUUCAAGGUAGCAAAUGAGCAAUCACAACCACCAUCGAGCCUUCCUAUGAAAAAGAAAAACCAUCCAACACUUUCUGACUUCGAUUUGGAGAGAAAGAGAGAAGGAUUUUCAUCGAUCUAG
Messenger RNA from Lactuca saligna, 633 nucleotides. NCBI's taxonomy places the organism in Eukaryota, Viridiplantae, Streptophyta, Magnoliopsida, Asterales, Asteraceae. The record is from the annotation of a GenBank genome assembly.